GAACCAAUGACCCACUUUUAGGUUUCCAUAAUCUAACAAACGAGAAAGACCCUUUAGAAUCUUGAAAUUUCUAGUUGAAAGCUACUCUAUUUCUCUGUUGCUUCAUUUUCCUUUUUCUUUUCUUGCAAUUCGAUCUCUGUCACCUUCUUGAAAGUGGUCAGUCCCACGCCACUCUAAUCCACUGAGCACUCGAUUCCAGAAUCCUUAAAAAAUAUUUGAUGGUGAGUACGAGGAUCCUCUCUUGCUCUGUCAAAAGCUUUUACGAGUCUGAUAUUUUAACACUAAUUUGGGGCAAUUUGGACAAAGUCAAGCCAUGAAUCUGCAAGACUGUAUCUUAACCUACUCAAGGCAGCAACCAGCAAAACCAUCUGUAGCUCAUUCAAAACUGUCAGAAAUUUAAAGGUUGUUGAUAAAAAUCUAAAAUCGAGAUUGAAAACAGUCUUUCGAAUGGAUUCAAGUCUUGGGUUUUAGCAGUUGUAACUGUUCAACAUUCCCCUUUUAAAUUUAGGAAUUUUCCCGCCUCAAAAUAGGAUAAAGUUGUUUGGUUCUCACUUCGUAGAUGGGACUGCUUAAAAAAACACAAUAGGUGUGGGUCCAACCUGACCCACCUCACUAUAUUUCCAAGGAGUCGCUCCCAAACACAAACAGCAAUACUCUUGUCCAGAGAAUUUUCAGGACAAUAAAAAGUGGCCUUGGCACUGCUGAAUUUCCAACAUUUUUUGCCCAAUCUUUUAACAUUGCUGAAUUUAGCCAAGGGAAAUGAAUACAGGAAAUGGCAGAGAAAGCAGAGAGAAGCUAUACUACAAGUCCUGAAGGUUCGCCAACUACAAAGGCACCAACGGCUUAUUCUCUUUUGAGAAAGGUGUUUGAUAAAAUUUUGGGUUUUGUCACUUCUUGGAGAAGGAACACAACUUCUCGAGGUAGAAGAAUUUUCCAUAGAGAUGUCGAAAAAGAUGAGUUCCAGUAUGCAAGCACUCAUUGUCUCUCAUCAUACUACAGUGUUUUCGUAGUUCGCCUAGCUAUCAUGGUCAUGUUAGCCAUUUUGAUUGGGCUGCUAACCAUUCUAACUUGGCAUUUCACAAGGAGUUAUACAAAAAAGUCACUAGACACCUUAGCUUAUGGCCUUCGUUAUGAACUUCUACAACGCCCCAUAUUACGAAUGUGGAACAUUUUGAAUUCUACUGCUGAGAUAACUACAGCCCAGGUUAAGCUGUCAGAGUAUGUAAUCAGAAAGUAUAGCAAGCCAGCUAGUCAAGCAGAACAAGUUGAGCUGUAUCAAGUAAUGAGGGAUGUGACCUGGGCGCUGUUCGCGAGUCGCAAAGCUCUCAAUGCCAUAACUGUAACUUACAGAAAUGGCUUUGUUCAGGCUUUCCAUAGAGAUCAUAGGAGUAACAAUACGUUUUAUAUCUACUCCAAUCUUGUAAAUUAUUCAAUCAAUGCCAAUGAGCCUUAUGAUGUCAAUAAGUUGUCCUCACAUCAAGAGUGGAAUGAUCAAUCCAUUCAUGGUAACCUUUCAGCAAUCUGGUACCGUGAACCACUAGAUCCCCUAACUGGUGAAAAGAAAGGAAAAGCAAGCCAAAUUCCACCGGAUGAUCUUAUCAAUAUUGCAGGCUUUUCACAAGUACCAGAUGGUGUAGCUUCCUGGCAUGUGGCAGUAAGCAAGUAUACAGAUUCACCGUUGCUUUCAGCAGCAUUGCCUGUAAGGGAUGCUUCCAAUGAGAGCAUAGUGGCUGUUGUAGGGGUUACUACUGCACUCUACAGCGUAGGCCAGCUGAUGAGAGAACUUGUUGAAGUCCAUAGGGGACACAUAUAUUUGACCUCUCAAGAGGGUUAUUUACUAGCUACUUCCACAAAUGCUCCUCUCUUAAGAAAUUCAACGACAGGACCCAAGCUUGUGAUGGCAGUUGAUUCUGAGGAUAAAAUAAUACAAAUGGGAGCUCAGUGGUUAGAGAGAGUCUAUGGAAACAAGUUUCCUCCUAGGCACAUUGUUCAUGUAGAGGAUGCAAAGCUUGGCCACCAGCAACAUUACAUUGAUUCAUUUUUCCUAAAUCUAAAGAGACUGCCUAUAGUAGGGGUUAUCAUCAUUCCAAGAAGAGAUAUAAUGGGAAAGGUAGAAGAGAGAGCCUUCAAAACAUUGGUUAUACUGAUUUCUGCAUCUGUAUGCAUACUAGUCAUUGGAUGUGUGUGCAUAUUAAUUCUUACAAAUGGAGUAUCAAAGGAAAUGAAACUAAGAGCAGAGCUGAUAAGCCAUCUUGAUGCAAGAAGAAGGGCAGAGGCAUCAAAUAAUUACAAAAGCCAAUUUCUAGCAAACAUGAGUCAUGAAUUGAGGACUCCUAUGGCUGCAGUGAUUGGGUUGCUGGAUAUUCUUAUCUCUGAUGAUUGUCUGACAAAUGAACAAUAUGCAACCGUUACUCAGAUUAGAAAAUGCUCCACUGCUCUACUUCGGCUUCUUAACAACAUAUUAGAUUUGAGCAAGGUUGAAUCUGGAAAGCUAGUGUUGGAAGAUACUGAGUUUGACCUAAGACGAGAACUUGAAGGACUCAUCGAUAUGUUCUCUGUGCAGCGCAUUAACCACAAUGUGGAGGCUGUUUUAGAUCUUUGUGAUGAUAUGCCGAAAUUAGUUCGAGGAGACUCUGCCAGAGUUGUGCAAAUAUUUGCAAAUCUCAUUAGCAAUUCUAUCAAGUUUACAACGUCGGGUCACAUUAUUCUUCGUGGUUGGUGUGAAAACUCAAGUACUUUCAGUCAGACCACAAAGUUUCCUGUUGAUCAGAAGAAAGCACGGUGUGCAAUUAAGACAAAAUUGAGGCAUAAAGGGAACCACAUGAAGAAGGCCUCCAAGAAAGAAAACAAAGUGAUUCUUUGUUUUGAAGUUGAUGACACAGGCUGUGGAAUUGACCCAAGCAAAUGGGAAUCAGUAUUUGAAAGCUUUGAGCAAGCUGAUCCCUCAACAACUAGAUUGCAUGGUGGCACUGGUCUUGGACUCUGCAUUGUUCGAACCUUGGUUCACAAGAUGGGUGGAGAAAUAAAAGUUGUAAAGAAGAAUGGACCGGGAACUCUAAUGCGGCUUUACUUGCUUCUUAGUAAAACUGUAGAUGGUGUGGAACAGCAUUGCCAAAUUGAUUUAGUGAGUCAUAAUGUUGUGGUUCUGCUGGCACUAUAUGGUUCCAUGGGCAGAGCUAUUAUGUCCCAGUGGUUGCGUAAAAUUGGACUGCCCUCUUUAGGAGUAUCUGAGUGGAAUGAGCUGACACAAGUUCUUCGGGAGCUCUUUUAUAGAAGAAAACACAAUAAUGGCUUUGAGGCACAGUGUUCUCUGAAUGAACCAUUAAAAGCCGAAGUUCUUGAUAUACAAGACGUUCGGGACCCUGUAUUUGUCAUAGUUGUAGAUAUAGGGUUGCUUGACUUGAGCACAGAUAUAUGGAAGGAACAACUUAACUUCCUUGAUAAGUUCUCUGGGAAAGCCACAUUUGCCUGGAUGCUAAAUCAUGAUACGCCUAAUGCAAUAAAAAUGGAGCUUCGAAGGAAGGGGCAUGUAUUAAUGGUAAAUAAACCUCUAUACAAGACAAAAAUGAUUCAGAUUUUGGAAACUGUCAUAAAGGAACAACAAAAGAAUAGUUUGAAUGCUGUGAGAGCUACAACAAAAGAUGAUGAUAUGCAUGAAUAUCUUGAGAUCGAUUCCACUCAGUUUGAGAAUGCCAGUUCUGAAGAUUCUGAUAUGGCUGAAAUGGGUAAUUCUAAUGCUCUAAAUGCAUUUCUUCAUGGAGAGAAGCAAAAAGAAAGAGGGAUGGUUACAUAUCAGACAUUUAAGGAGAGCUUAGUUGAAUUGACUGAUGUGCAUUUAGAAGAAAAUAAUUUGAGUAGGGAGGAUGUGUGUAAAAUGAAGCCCAACUUGCCUGACACCACAGAGGAAACAGCUACGUUGAUGAACAACAAACAAGCACCUUUUUCAACAGUCUCUGAAAGUGAAAGUUCAAAACACUGGGAUCAACAUUCAGAAAGUAGUUGUCCUAAAGGAAAAGCUAAUUCAUACUCAAGCAAAGCUGUGACCGAACAGAAAGCUCUAGAAGGCCUUAGGAUCCUUCUAGCAGAAGAUACUCCAGUUCUGCAAAGAGUUGCAACUAUCAUGUUAGAAAAAAUGGGAGCUAAAGUUAUGGCUGUUGGAGAUGGACUGCAAGCAGUGGACGCACUAAAUUGCCUGCUUAGUGCAAAAGAGGAUAAAAGAGAAUCUCUUGUGCAAGAUGGAAAUAAAGGUUCACAAACUGAAAUUCAGGAUUCCCUUCCAUUUGACUUGAUCCUAAUGGAUUGUCAGAUGCCGAAAAUGGAUGGCUAUGAAGCAACGAAAGCGAUUAGACAAUCAGAAGCAGGAACAGGAUUGCACAUUCCCAUUGUUGCAUUGACAGCCCAUGCAAUGUCAUCCGAUGAAACCAAGUGCUUGGAAGUUGGCAUGGAUGCUUAUCUAACAAAGCCAAUUGACUACAAGCUGAUGGUAUCCACCAUUCUAUCACUCACUAAACAAGCAACCUAACUUUUCUCGUCACUUGUUGCAAAAGCUAACAAAAUACUGUCUCAAGUGGUUUUUGGGUUUAAAGUUGGAUGAUUUCACUCAAAAUAUAAUAUAGCAUGCAUCUUGUACGUGUAGAAGUAUCAUCCAAUUUUCCAUGUCCCGUCACAGAUAGAGGGAUUUUUCACUUAAAGUUCAUUUGCUUGCUUGGUUUUUCUAGUGCUCGCAUAUUUAAUUUGUGGAACAGAUCACAAUAAGGCUGCUUGCUUCGAUUCUUGAAACUCAUUUGACAUGAAAAGUGCAGCCAAUGUAGAAAAACAAUGUGAUGUAUGUUAGAAGCACAAGAUGAAGCUGAUUAAUUUAUAGUUUAGCAGAAGUGCUUGGAGGGCUGCCUUUAUAACCAAAAAAGGCAGUGCGCAUCUGCAGAUAGAAUCCCCAAUAUAGUUUAAGGUCUGUAAGAUUCAUAGGGUCAAAUUAAUGAUGAUCAACAGCUUUAUGGAGCUUAAUUUGUUUUUCUGA
Messenger RNA from Hevea brasiliensis (rubber tree), 5017 nucleotides. Its product is annotated as histidine kinase 1. NCBI's taxonomy places the organism in Eukaryota, Viridiplantae, Streptophyta, Magnoliopsida, Malpighiales, Euphorbiaceae. Gene Ontology annotation, molecular function: phosphorelay sensor kinase activity. Bases 773 to 4522 code for a protein of 1249 amino acids. The transcript is spliced from 14 exons. Gene Ontology annotation, biological process: phosphorylation; phosphorelay signal transduction system. The record is from RefSeq and is a predicted model, not a curated record.